Xylona heveae TC161 is the source of this 815-nucleotide messenger RNA. RefSeq lists its product as hypothetical. Bases 206 to 706 code for a protein of 166 amino acids. The transcript has a single exon. The record is from RefSeq and is a predicted model, not a curated record. Lineage: Eukaryota; Fungi; Ascomycota; Xylonomycetes; Xylonales; Xylonaceae.
CUUGUUGCGCUACUUCCGGGAGACGAUUACUACUCCUUUGGUAAGGUAUCUGUCGUUUACAUAUAACAAACAAACUUAUGAUGGUACAAGGAGUAUCUCCCUGUUGUUUCCUCUUCCGAACAAUGACGACACUGCACUUUCGCCCUGAUACUCUACCAAAGGUAAAAGUGCGCCUUAAACCGAUUCGUGGUUUUCCGCGCGGUUCAUGAGUUUCCCUGUCACGGCGGUGCCGACAUCCAUUAGACUGGGGGUUCUCUUCUGCAGCGCAUCUGGGGCGCACUCUGUGACCCCAAGUCUCCAAGUUUGGCCGGCCCCAAGGUUCGUUUUGGAUCUUUUCCGCCCCAAGAUUCGCCGUCACACAUGUGCCUUCCAUCACCGCCCGCCCCUCGUUUCCACCCCCUCAAGCUCCCUUUUUACCCUUUUCCUAACCCCGAUGCGGUCAUUCCCCCAUGGUUCCGCCUUGCUGGCCCGAGGCUGGACUCGGGCACGCGCAUCUGUCGUCUCCUCGCUCAAGAUGCCUCGUGGAUGCGGUUACGCUCCACCAUGCCGUGGAACCUUCUCCGAUCCCGCCUGCUCCCCUUCUUUGCUCUUCAAUUUUCCUGUUGUAUUACUCGACCUAGAAAUUCUAUCAUUCUUCCAAAGUCGUCUGCUCCCAUCUGGUGCUCGGUCCUCUCUCACCCCGGUUUCCUACAUGACGCUUCUUUGAUAGAACGCUUCAUUCGCCCGCUCGCUCGUUGACCGGAUUCUACCGCUUCCUUUGCCCGCCUCCCUCCUUUGAGAAAGAGCAAGCUCGUGCCCGAAGUUUGAACCACCUG